AUGCCUCAACCCAACAGAGCCGUCAUUUUCAGCAAAGUCCCCGAUGGCGCGCCCAUCCCAGGGACCGAUCUCACCGUCGAGCAACGCGAGAUAGACCUCGACCAGCAGCUGCCACCGGACAGCGUUCUCACCAAGAACCUCUACGCCAGUCUGGAUCCCUACAUGCGCGGUCGCAUGCGCGAUCCCAGCAUCAAGAGCUACAGCCCUCCUUAUACGGUUGGGGAGCCGAUCACCGCCUACAGCAUUGGGCAAGUGAUCCGGUCGGAGAAUCCAGAGUACAAGAAGGGGGAUAUCAUCUAUACCAUUCUCAAGAUUGAGGAGUACAGCGUUGUCACCAAGGAGCAAUUGGCCUGGCGCCAGACGGCGAAGAUUGAUGUGGUCCCCGGACUGUCGUUGUCCCAUUACGUCGGCAUCCUUGGAAUGACGGGGUUGACCGCGUAUUCCAGUUUGUACGAGAUCGGACAGCCCAAGAAUGGCGAGACAAUCUUCAUUUCCUCGGCUGCUGGUGCUGUUGGCGACGAUGACAAACUGCGCUUCAUCACCGAGGAGUUGGGCUUCGACGCCGGGUUCAACUACAAGAAAGAAAAGCCUAGCGACGCACUGGCUCGGCUGGCGCCCAACGGGAUUGAUAUCUACUAUGAGAAUGUUGGUGGAGAGCAUCUGGAAGCGGCUCUUGAUGCUCUGAACCCUUUCGGCAGGAUCAUCGCCUGCGGCAUGGUGUCACAAUACAACCUGAAGCCCGAGGAAAAGUUUGGAGUGAAGAAUAUAAUGAACGUGGUCGGCAAGCGAAUCAGGAUGCAGGGGUUCAUUGUCGGGGACGAAAACAUGGGCCCAAAGUAUGCUAAGGAGAGGAAUGAGCGGGUGUCUGCGUGGCUACUUGACGGCAGUAUCAAGACGAAGGAGCACAUCGCUACUGGCAUUGAGAACGGGCCCGAAGCUUUGGUGUCGAUGCUUCGCGGUGGUAACCACGGAAAGGCCAUUCUGAAGAUCGCUGACCCAGAAUAGAUGGAGGUUCAAGAGGAUGUCAAAGUAUCUACAUACACCCUUUACAUAGCUUGGGAUAUCUUAAGCUAGUAUGAAAACCACAUGAGCUCAAUAGAGCACAGUGCCGUGACUGCCAUACUUCCAGC
This is a messenger RNA of Aspergillus homomorphus CBS 101889, 1130 nucleotides long. RefSeq names its product MDR family NADP-dependent oxidoreductase. The record is from RefSeq and is a predicted model, not a curated record. Bases 1 to 1005 code for a protein of 334 amino acids. The transcript is spliced from 4 exons. NCBI's taxonomy places the organism in Eukaryota, Fungi, Ascomycota, Eurotiomycetes, Eurotiales, Aspergillaceae. Gene Ontology annotation, molecular function: oxidoreductase activity, acting on the CH-CH group of donors, NAD or NADP as acceptor.